AGAAUCAAUCAUCAUUCAGUGUCCAGUACUGAAUCUUCAAAAAAUAAAGGCAAUAAAAAAAUUACCCGUUUUGGAGAUCCUGCUCUAACAAGAUUGUAUCUCUAUACAAGUACAUGCAUUCAGAUACAUUCUUUUGCUAUAAUUUUCGGUUUCAUUUGCUGCUUUGGAGGAGCAAGUUCUGAAAAAAAGAAAGAUGUCAAGUAUGAUUAUGAUUGGAACUGUUCGGUUUGGUUUGCUGGGUUUGCUGGUUUUGUUAGCAUUAUCAUCAGCAGCAGUUUCAGCGCAUGAAGAACUGGUGGAGUCACAACCUUCAAGGCAUGAAAAUAAUACUGGGAAAGAGGUUGAAUCAAACUUGGGAUAUAAGCAUGUGUGGCCGGAAAUCAGAUUCAGCUGGAAAAUUGCUGUUGGUACGAUGAUUGCAUUUGUUGGGGCAGCGUUUGGGAGUGUGGGAGGUGUUGGUGGGGGUGGCUUUUUCAUCCCAAUGCUCACCCUCAUCAUUGGCUUUGAUCAGAAAUCAGCUAUAGCAGUAUCCAAAUGUAUGAUCACGGGUACAGCAACUUCAACGGUCGUGUACAAUUUAAGGCGAAGGCAUCCUACACUUGAGUUGCCCAUCAUCGACUAUGAUCUCGCACUUCUUUUCCAACCAGUGUUGGUUCUAGGGAUCAGCAUUGGCGUUUCUCUGAAUGUGGUUCUUUCUGACUGGAUGAUCACAAUCCUACUAUUUGUCGUCCUCUUAGCGGUAUCAACUAAGUCAUUCUUCAAGGGUGUCAAGGCAUGGAAAGCAGAAACUGUAACUAAAAAGAUUAAACGUGUUGCUUCCGAAGGCUUGCAAUCAAAUGAUGUUGAAGACAAAUAUAUUCCUGGAGGCGCAACCAAUGGAGCUCUAACAGAAAAGAACGAAACUAAAAGAACGAAGGUUUCUGCUGUUGAUAAUGUUCGCUGGAAGGAACUCGGAGCUCUUGUAGCAGUCUGGCUUGUAAUACUUGCAUUGCAGAUUGCUAAGACUUACGUGAAGAAAUGUUCUGGAACAUAUUGGUUGAUAGAACUCUUGCAGAUUCCGGUGGCUGUUGGAGUAACUUCAUAUCAGGCAGUUAAUCUGUACAAAGGGCGCAGAGUAAUUGCAUCGAAGGGAGAAGCAAGCACAAAGUGGCCAGUUUACAAGCUUAUUGCUUAUUGCGCUGGUGGCAUAGCAGCUGGUAUCCUUGGUGGAUUGCUUGGCCUCGGCGGAGCAUUCAUGUUAGGUCCCCUUUUUUUGGAGAUGGGAAUCCCUCCUCAGGUAUCAAGUGCCACAGCCACCUUUGCCAUGACAUUCUCUUCGUCCAUGUCCGUUGUAGAGUACUACCUCCUAAAACGCUUUCCCGUUCCCUACGCUCUCUACUUUGCUGCUGUGACUACUAUUUCCGCAGUCGUAGGGCAGCAUGUGGCAGGAAAGGUGAUCAAGAAACUAGGAAGAGCAUCGUUGAUUAUCUUCGUUCUCGCUUCCACGAUAUUUGUGAGUUCAGUAACGUUAGGUGGGAUUGGCGUAGGAAACAUGGUUAAAAAUAUCGAGCAGAAGAAGCCCUUGGGAUUUCAGAACAUCUGCACUCAAAAACCCUAGCUUUUCCGAAGACGAAAAGUUCGGCAGCAGAGAGAAGCAUCUGGGGAAUUAGCAUGAUAGAUUUUUGACCUAAUUAUUCCUCCUUAUACUAGAAACCAAAAACAUGUACUCAAAAUCAAAAGUUUAAGCUGUUUCUAUAUCAUUAUUUAGUUUCU
This is a messenger RNA of Malus domestica (apple), 1752 nucleotides long. RefSeq names its product sulfite exporter TauE/SafE family protein 3-like. Gene Ontology annotation, biological process: protein ubiquitination. Gene Ontology annotation, cellular component: Cul4A-RING E3 ubiquitin ligase complex; membrane. Lineage: Eukaryota; Viridiplantae; Streptophyta; Magnoliopsida; Rosales; Rosaceae. The record is from RefSeq and is a predicted model, not a curated record.